Messenger RNA from Macrosiphum euphorbiae (potato aphid), 1527 nucleotides. NCBI's taxonomy places the organism in Eukaryota, Metazoa, Arthropoda, Insecta, Hemiptera, Aphididae. The record is from the annotation of a GenBank genome assembly.
AUGGAAAAGUUUUUUGCUUACCAAAAAGAUGGUAGAGUACCGUGCAAAUAUGGGAGAAAAUGUUUCCAAACAAAUAAAGAACAUACGGAUAAAUAUAAACAUCCACCAACCAAAGAUGAUAUUAAAGUGGACACUAAAAAAAUUACAAGAAAAAGAGACUCAAAAGGAAAAGUUAAAUUAUCCAACCAAACUAAUGGAGAAUCAUCAAACGGCGAUCAUAGAACUAAUGAAGAAAGUCACAAUAGUGGUGAAACAAAUGACAUGGAAGUUCCUGAACGUCCUGAACAAAUAACAAUCACUUCCAACAGUGAACCUAAUAGUAUUACUUCUAUAAAUAACCAACAAAGUUCUACUGAAUAUGCAGUGCCAUCAAUAAGACAACAUUCACAACAGCAACAAUUAUUAUUGACAAAUAAUACAUUAGAAGAUUGCAGUGUUGAUGAUGGUAUUGUUCCAUGUACACCAACAUUAUUCACACCUCGACGUUUAGAUGGAGAGACUGUUAGUUCACCUCAUGUACCAUCUAGCAAUCAAGUACAAAGAUUUACAUUUGUCGGUGAAUCUCAGCCAUCCCACACUCCUGACUCAAAUGAUAGAGAACAGCUAGACCCGCCUGUACAAAAUGUAACUGAUUCUGACUAUUUGAAAACAAAAAUUUCCGAACUCUUCCUUGUAGAUGAAAUGCCAAAAGAGUUUUAUGAUCUUUGGAGUUUUUGUAAAAGACAAUGUUCUACUCGUCCAGAAGAUGCAUUAUUAUCGGUUGGAUUGAAACUAGUGGGACCUUAUGAUGUAUUGGCAGGACAUAUGAAUGGGUUUAACACCAAUGAUAUUGAAAAGACAGUUUUACAUUGGCGUUAUUACUACGACCCUCCAGAAUUUCAAACAAUUAUAGCAAGUACUGGUUCAGAAUUUCAUAUGGGUUAUUAUAGGGAUGUACCAUUAGCAUCGCCUGUUUAUGUUGUUUCUAACGAUUCAAGCAAAAACUGUAUAGUUCAAAAAUUAGGAAAAAGUUUAUUUCAAGCUUUAAGGAAGCACCUUCAAAGCUUGGAUAGUAAAGUAGCGACUACACUUCAAAAAAAAUUACUCGCUUAUGAAAAACGAAAAGUCACUGAAAUUUUAGAAGGUCGAAAAUGUGAUCCAGUGACAAAAACAUUUCAUAAAGCUGGAAUUGUAGUUCCAUAUGAUAGUAAGACAGAUAUUGGUUAUCGGCCUUUAUCAGAAUCUGAAUAUACUCUACAUAAAAUUCUAAAAUCCUACCAUGAAGCAAGUGAAAGUAAAAAAAUGGAGGUAAUGGAUAAACUACAGCCAAUUAUAAAUUAUGCCAACAUAGCAAGUGAUGAGUGUGACUUUGGUACUGGGUUCGAAUUAGGGAUUGAUUUUUUUUGUGACGGAAAUCCUGAUCUUCAUCGUAUUUGUAAACAACUCUUGGUAACUGCUUACAAUUUACUCAGAAGACCUCAAUUUGCCACUAUUAUUAAGGCACAUCUCAACAACAGAAGAAAAGGUCUAAACAUGAGUAUAUUAUAA